Molecule: messenger RNA, 1344 nt
Organism: Apiotrichum porosum
Lineage: Eukaryota; Fungi; Basidiomycota; Tremellomycetes; Trichosporonales; Trichosporonaceae
Exons: 1
Coding region: 1-1344 (447 amino acids)
Biological process (GO): transcription by RNA polymerase II
Molecular function (GO): protein heterodimerization activity
Source: RefSeq, a predicted model, not a curated record
AUGGCGCCUGCCCCAGCACCCAUUGCUCCUCCACCGCAAAUGCAGGUCCGCCCGCCAGUGCAAGUAGGUGGCCAGCAGCCCGUUGUCGUCCGUCCGCCACCAAUGGCUGGUCAGGCCACACCUUCCCCCGCUACGCCUACCGGCCCCGCGCCUCUGCCGCAAACGACGAUUGCCCAGCUUGCGGCCUUCUUCGCUGCGACCAACCACCAGGCUCUGGUAGCUCAGGCAGUCAAAGCCGGAACUACUCCUCCCCAGCCCAUCACGCAAUUGCAAGCUCAGCACCAGUUCCUCGCAUUGCAGCCUCAGCAGCAGCGCCAGGUUCAGGCCAACUUCAUUGCUCGGUCACGUCUAGCGCAGCAACAACCACAAGCGCCUCAGCGCCCUGUGCAACUGCAGGUCCACCCGUCACUCAUGCCGGGGUCGGGUCCGCCACAGCAGCCUCCUGCUCGUCGCGGCUCUCCGGCGCAGCCGAACGUGACAGGCGGUACCCAGCAGCAGCCACCGCAGAGCCAGCCACCAGCCCCUCCGGCUGCACCGCCUCGUUCCAAGGCCAGCAAGGAGUCCGCUAAGCGCCUUCGUGUUGAAGUGCCAGAGGUCAAACCCCCUCCUCCGCCUCCACCUCCUGUUUCGCACCUUACGGCCAUCGUUCGCUCUGCCAUUGCUCCCCGCUUAGGCGAGCAAGAUGAGGACGCUGCCGCCGAGGCUCGUCGCCGCGCUGGCAAGGACGACGGGUUCCGCGGCUCCAUGCGAGGCGAGAUCGCUCGCCUGAUGUACGCCUCUGGCGAUGUCGUGGAGCCAGACGUUGACUCGGUCGACUAUGUCGAGGACUUGGUCAUGGAAUUUGUGGCUGAUCUGUGUCGGCCCAUUCAGCCGAUGCGUGUCACUACCGCUUCCGCACACUCGGCUGUUCCUCUCACCGCCGAUGUUGUUCGCCAUCGUCUUGCCACGCACUCGUACCUUCGCAAGUACUUGUCGCGUUGGGAUGAUAUGACGUACAUGUCCGCCGAGCUCUUGGCCUCGAGGCGUGUCGCUGCUCCCUCUCACGCGGACCUCAUCGAGUCCGUCGGCAAGCAGUUCCUCGGUCUCGACGAACAAGAGGCGGGAAACGCCAAGCGUCGUGCCAACAACGCCGAUGCCGGCGCUGAGAUUGACUCGGUCAAGCGUCGUGGGCGCCCGCCCAAGAACCCCGAAGAGCGCAAGAAGCCUGGUCCCAAGAAGGGUUGGAAGAAGAACAUCGACCCCAACGCACCGCCCAAGAAGCGUGCUACACGGCCCUACAAGAAGCGUGACAGGCCCAUGAGUGUUUCUGUGGCUCCGUCGCCGACCAAGCAACCCCCAAUGUGA